This is a messenger RNA of Dromaius novaehollandiae (emu), 2234 nucleotides long. Its product is annotated as START domain-containing protein 10-like. The record is from RefSeq and is a predicted model, not a curated record. The transcript has 6 exons. Bases 610 to 1410 code for a protein of 266 amino acids. Gene Ontology annotation, molecular function: lipid binding. Lineage: Eukaryota; Metazoa; Chordata; Aves; Casuariiformes; Dromaiidae.
GUCACUAGAUCCCAUCAUUUCCGCCGCACUAUUAGGAGGCCUGGCUGCUGCUCCUGGCAGGUGAUCAGCUGAUUCUGCAAGCUGGUACUGCAAAGUCAAACACAGAGAUUGUCAGCGUGCCGGCAAGGGGAGAGCGGGGCCAGGAGGGCCAGGGGCUCUGGGAACCAGGGCAGCUCUGCCCCGAAAACUGAGCUACCUGAGUGCUGUUACCUGCUGAAUAAUAGAAGAGCUGACAGCCAGCUGGGGAGAAAUGUGAUCCUUGUAGCCAGCCGGGGAAGAUACCUGAGCUUCCAGCAGCUGCAUUAGUAACUGCAGAGAAGAAGCCUUACUCCCGGCUGCUCGGUGAGGUGCAGCGUGGCCGGGGAGACUGGACAUCUUUGCCCAGGGGCUGCCUGUCCCUGGCAUGCCUGCAUGGCUGGUGCCUACCACCAAGGACACAGGCUCAGGGCUCAGAGGAUGAGAGGGGCCGUGUGAGCUGGGGCAGGCACUCAGCGUAACAGAGCUCAAGGGCAGAGCCAGAAAGGUGGCCCUAGGCUUCCGAGGAGGUGAGGCAGAAAGAGCCUGCCUGCAGCUGGUGCCUGCGUGCCCUGGGUCCGGCACCUCAGCCCCAUGUCCAGAGGAGGGGAGAUGGUUUAUAUUCCGGAUGACUCCGACUUCAGCUCGUUCAGGGAUCAGUGUGAGAACCUGGAAGGCUGGCACUGUCGAUAUAACAAGGGUGGCGUGACUGUGUGGAGUCAGGGCCAGGAAGAAAGCUGCACCGUGCAAAAAAUCAAGACACGCAUUUCCUGCAAGGACGUCCCUGCUGAGACGCUCUAUGAUGUGCUGCAUGAUACCCAUUACCGCAAGAAGUGGGACUCAAACAUGAUCGAGACCUAUGACAUCGGGCGCCUGACUGUCAACGCUGACGUGGGAUACUAUUCCUGGAAGUGCCCAAGCCCCCUGAAGAACAGAGAUUUUGUUACCCUGCGCUCCUGGCUGCCCCUGGGCAACGAUUACAUAAUCAUCAAUUACAGCGUCAAGCAUCCGAAAUACCCACCUCGGAAGGAUUUUGUGAGGGCUGUGUCCUUGCAGACAGGCUACCUGAUCAAGGCAAAUGGCACCAGUGCCUGCAUCCUCUAUUACCUUACCCAGGUGGACCCCCGAGGGUCGCUGCCAAAGUGGGUGGUGAACCGAGUCUCCCAGUUUGUGGCACCAAAGGCAAUGAAGAAAAUUUACAAGGCAGGGCUAAAGUAUCCAGAGUGGAAACACAAGCACGACCCCCAGUACAAGCCCUGGGUGUACCCAGAGCAGAACACGUUGCCCAGCGUCAGCCUGGACGAGUUGUCAGUGCAGCAUGCCGACUCACUGGAGAACAUCGACGAGACUGGUUUGCCUGAGGAUCACCUGAACAUGAGUGACAACGAGGCCUGAGCCCUCCCCACUGGUGGCCCGGGGCAUGGGCCAAUGCCUGUCUGCAUCUGUGGGGACUUGGCAGCAAGGGGGCUGCUCCCUGGGCCCCAAUCAUCUGUCUGCUCCCCAGCUCCUUCAUCAUAGAUUCCCCCCUACCCCAGGCAACAGGAUGCUGCCCCUGGGGCACUGAGCCCCCUGCCCAUGGGAGCCUGCAGUUUGAGUGCUGAAAAGAAAGCAGAAGGGCACCCUAGUCCCCUUGCACCAGGGCUGUGGUGGCCCACAGAGAAGUCCUCAUGCAGGUGGACAGAGCUGGCUAAGGGAGUGAGUGCCCUGAGGAGAGGCUGGGCGCACCAUGAGAGAGGGAAGGAGGCUUCCUGCCACUUGGAUAUCCCUUGGCUGAUGUAAGACCUUCUGGCUGGUCCCUGGUGUCUCUCAAAGGUCCAGAACUGGAUGGUCUACAGGUGAACCCAGGGUUCCUGCCCAGGCUUUCCAGCAGCACAAGGAUGGUGUGAGGUCUGGACAGACCCUCUUUGGCCUGGGGUCCUGCUCUGCCAGCCCUACAUUCAGGCUGGCUGCAUUCUAGCCCACGAAGUCCCCCACAGGCCCUGUGACCCCUAUCUCAGGGAGGGACCACCCCCCCAAACCUCUCCUGCGUGUCAGGCUCAUGUCCACGGGCAGACUCCAGACCAGCUAUGUCUGGGGACCCCUUCCCCAAGUGGUGUUGUGAGGAGCUUGUCCUAGCAGCAGGGCUCUGACUGCCUCUGUUCACAAUCCCUUGCACACCUCUCUCAUGGGUUUCCUCAGUGUUUGCUGCUGCUGUGGUUUCUAGCAGACCAAUAAAGGGA